AUAACUGGACCUUGUGAGCGGUGAACUCACGCUGUACGGUCAGUUGACAGAUUACUAUAGCGUGAGAAGUACGUCUUGACUAUUAAUUUGUUCAUACUCCCGGCAUUCUAGAAGUUUUAUUCAUCUAUUUUUUAAAUUGUUUUAAACCUUGCCGAACGAAAGAGCUAAAGAUGCCGGCCAAGUUAUACAAGCUGAAUGCAAGCCCACCAGCCCGCGCUGCUAUGAUGGCGUGCGAACUUUUUAAAGUACCGGUGGAGAUGGUCAAUGUAGAUUUGAUGAAGGGAGAGAAUCGCACACCGGAGUAUUUAAAGAUGAACCCUCUCCACACAGUUCCCGUGUUUGCUGAUGGGGAUCUUGUAAUUCAUGAAAGCCACGCCAUAUUGAUCUACCUGGCAGAAGUAUAUGGCAAGGAUUCUUCUUUUUAUCCAAAAGAUGUCAAGCAAAGAGCACUCAUCAACCAAAAACUGUUCUUCAAUGAUGGUGUUUUGUUUACAAGGACGCGCAACAUUGCAUACCCAGCAUUUAUGCUCGGUCAAAAAGGAGUGACGGAGCAGCAGCUUAAGGAUUUGGAAGAAUGCUAUGAAUUCUUGGAAGAAAUAUUGUCCCGACAGAAGUACAUAGCUUUGGACCACAUAACUAUUGCCGAUGUGGCCGCUUACGCAACAGUUUCUGUGUUUGAUUACAUACUUCCUUUAAACGCUAAGUACUCCAAACUAUCAGCUUGGCUAAAAGAAAUGGAAAAACAACCUUACGCUGUUAAACAUAAUGCAGAGGGUCUAAAAAUGAUUGGUACUUUUAUUCAUUCUGCUGUUAAUUCCAAGCAAUCAAGCACAGCAAAUUGCGUGGCCCAAACAAAGCCAAUUCCAGAGCCGGCUGAAGGAUUCCGUCGCGACGGUCACGCGGCAUGUGCCGAGAUUGCGUCGACGGCCAACUUCGAGCAUUGUGCGCUGCGUGCGAGCGAAGCUAUCAAAAUGCCGGCCAAGUUAUACAAACUGAAUGCAAGCCCACCAGCCCGCGCAGUUAUGAUGGCGUGUGAAAUUUUCAAAGUACCGGUGGAGAUGGUCAACGUAGAAUUGAUUAAGGGAGAGAAUCGCACACCGGAGUAUUUGAAGAUGAACCCUCUCCACACAGUUCCCGUUUUUGCUGAUGGGGAUCUUGUAAUUCAUGAAAGCCACGCCAUAUUGAUCUACCUGGCAGAAGUAUAUGGCAAGGAUUCUUCUUUUUAUCCAAAAGAUGUCAAGCAAAGAGCACUCAUCAACCAAAAACUGUUCUUCAAUGAUGGUGUUUUGUUUACAAGGAUGCGCAACAUUACGUACCCAGCUUUUGUGCUCGGUCAAAAAGGAGUGACGGAGCAGCAGCUUAAGGAUUUGGAAGAGUGCUAUGAAUUCUUGGAAGAAAUAUUGUCCCGACAGAAGUAUAUAGCUUUGGACCACAUAACUAUUGCCGAUGUGGCCGCUUACGCUACAGUUUCUGUGUUUGAUUACAUACUUCCUUUAAACGCUAAGUACUCCAAACUAUCAGCUUGGCUAAAAGAAAUGGAAAAGCAACCUUAUGCUGUUAAACAUAAUGCAGAGGGUCUAAAAACGCUUGGUACUUUUAUUCAUUCUGCUGUUAAUUUCAAGUAAUACGCAUCCUUAACAACGAACGCUAAGUAAUUACAUGACGUAACUAAUAAAACAUUUUACUUUUU
Molecule: messenger RNA, 1690 nt
Organism: Ostrinia furnacalis (Asian corn borer)
Lineage: Eukaryota; Metazoa; Arthropoda; Insecta; Lepidoptera; Crambidae
Product: probable elongation factor 1-gamma 2
Exons: 12
Coding region: 171-1625 (484 amino acids)
Biological process (GO): glutathione metabolic process
Molecular function (GO): glutathione transferase activity
Source: RefSeq, a predicted model, not a curated record